CCAAUCUCAGCCUCGUACAUUUUAUAUCUUAUUAUCUGUUGACCAGAAGGCGGAAAAUCAAAUGGGAGGAGUGCAACUGCAAAGCGGAAUUUUCUGAUUAUGUUCACACCGGCAGGCGGAUAAUUUGACGGGGACCGGAUCACCAAUAAUUAUUCUCAAGGGAUUAGAGCCGAAAGAAUCAAGAAGAGGAGUUUUAUGGACAUUUUUAGUUUCUCAAUAUUUAAUUUUAAACAUUUUUCACCGGAGUAUUAUCUACACGCUGUCCAUUCUCUAUCAGGAAGGAAUUUGUUUCGAGGUUUUAUGCAGCGCGCUGUGUGUGCGCUCGUGUCACCUCCAGACGAUGCUUCACUCACGAGUCAAGAUGAUGAGGCAGCAGGUGCUCGCGCUUAGCGCGCUCAUAUUUCUCGGUCUGCCUCAACCAGCCACUUUACAAACACAAGAAGUUUGCACUGGCACUAAGAAUGCACUGAGCUCCACAGGCACUACUGCACAACACUACAACAACCUGAAGGAGCGCUACACUGGAUGUGAGAUCGUCAUGGGCAACCUUGAGAUCACACAGAUGGAGAUGAACCUGGAUUUCUCCUUUCUUGGUAGCAUCAGAGAGGUGACAGGCUACAUCCUCAUUGCUAUGAACCAGUUCAACAGUCUGCCUCUGGACCAGCUCAGAGUGAUUCGUGGAAGCAGUCUUUAUGAGAAGGAAUGGGCCCUUUCAGUCUUCCAUAACUUCGAAGGCCAAUAUGGCUUGGAGGAUCUGGGCCUCACCAAUCUCACAGAAAUCUUGGAAGGGGGGGUACAGAUCGUCCAGAACAGAAACCUAAGUUAUGCUCCCUGGAUCAACUGGCAGGACGUUGUCAGAGACAGUAGUGCUCUCAUUGAGAUCCAAAACAACGGAGUCAGAGGUUUCUGUUAUUCUGCAUGUGGAGGGUUCUGCUGGGGUCCAAGCAAAGAUCAGUGCCAGAAGUUGACAAAAACAGUGUGUGCGCCCCAGUGCCAUGGCCACUGUUUUGGGACCAAUCCCAAUGAGUGCUGCCACACGGAGUGUGCUGGAGGCUGCAUUGGACCAAGGGACACUGACUGCUUUGCCUGUCGGCAUGUCAAUCACUCAGGUGCCUGUGUCCCUCACUGCCCUUGGCCUCUUGUAUAUAACCAACAGACCUACCAGCUGGAGCCCAACUCUGAAGCCAUGUAUCAGUUUGGUUCAAUCUGUGUACACAAAUGUCCUGCACACUUUGUUGUGGAUGGCAGUGCAUGUGUGAGCAGCUGCCCUCCUGGUAAAAUGGAAAAAGAGAAAAAUGGGAUUAAACAGUGUGAGCCUUGCAUUGGCCUCUGUCCCAAAGUAUGUGAGGGCACUGGUGCCAAUCACAGACAGACUGUGGACUCCAGUAACAUAGAGAGCUUUAUCAACUGUACCAAGAUACAAGGAAGUCUACAUUUUAUGAUCUUAGGUAUCAAAGGAGACGUCUAUCAUAACAUACCACCUUUGGAGCCUGAAAAACUCAAGGUGUUUAACACUGUCAGAGAAAUUACUGGAAUUUUGAAUAUUCAGUCUUGGCCCGAUGAGCUCAGCGACCUAUCUGUUUUCUCCAGUCUCACAACCAUUCAGGGAAGAUCUCUGCACAAGCCCUUCUCUUUGUUGGUGAUGAAGAUUCCCUCGCUUACAUCUCUGGGACUGAGUUCCUUGCAUGAGAUUAGUGAUGGCAGUGUAUACAUCAGUAACAACAUAAACCUAUGUUAUCACCACACUAUUGACUGGAGCCACAUCUUCACCGGUAGCAGCCGGCAGCGCAGACGAAACAACAACGACAUCAAAGAUAACAAACCCCAGAGCCAGUGUGAGGCAGAGGGCCACAUAUGUGACCCAUUGUGCUCAGAUGCAGGAUGCUGGGGGCCAAGUCCAGAGCAGUGUUUAUCAUGCAGGAAUCAUAGUCGACACGGCACCUGUGUGUCCCACUGCAACCUCUUCUCUGGCGAGCUACGGGAAUUUGCAUCACCAAACGGCAAGUGCCUUGCUUGUCACCCUGAGUGUCAACCUCAAAAUGAGAGACAAACAUGCCAAGGAGAAGGUGCUGAUCAGUGUGUGGCUUGUUUAAACUUGAUGGAUGGUCCCCACUGUGUUUCCACCUGUCCUAAUGGAGUUAAUGGAGAAAAGGGUCAGACAAUAUUUAAAUACCCUAAUGCAGCAGGUCACUGUGAGCCCUGUCACCAAAACUGCUCGAGAGGAUGCACAGGCCCAGCACCCAAUGACUGUGUAGAUAUAGACAGACUUGUGAACAGCUCUCAUAUUGCAGGCAUAGCAGUUGCUGUAUUUGCUGGUAUCAUUGUGCUCCUGGCUGUGUUUGUGCUUGGUGUGCUGUAUCACAGAGGCCUGGCAAUCCGCCGCAAAAGAGCUCUAAGGAGGUACCUGGAGAGUGGUGAGAGCUUAGAGCCGCUGGAUCCAGGAGAGAAAGGGACAAAAGUUCACGCUCGCAUUCUAAAAGCACAAGAGUUGCGAAAGGGCAAGCUUCUGGGCUACGGAGUCUUUGGCACUGUGAAUAAGGGUUUUUGGAUACCUGAAGGAGACUCUUUAAAAAUCCCUGUGGCUAUAAAGACAAUCGAAGACCGCAGUGGUCGGCAGACCUUCACAGAGAUUACUGAUCACAUGCUUGCAAUGGGAAGCCUGGACCACCCUUAUAUAGUGCGUCUCCUUGGGAUCUGUCCAGGGACAACCCUCCAGCUCGUCGCCCAGAUCAGCCCUAACGGAUGCUUGCUGCAGCACCUUCGCCAACACAAAGACAGCCUGGACCCCCAGCGUCUGCUCAACUGGUGUGUGCAGAUCGCUAAGGGCAUGUAUUAUCUUGAGGAGCACUGCAUGGUCCAUAGGAAUCUUGCUGCACGAAACGUGCUCCUGAAGAGUGACUACAUUGUGCAGAUAUCAGACUUUGGGGUUGCAGACCUGCUCUAUCCUGAUGAUAAGAAAUAUGUGUACAGUGAACACAAGAUGCCAAUAAAAUGGAUGGCAUUAGAGAGUAUCCUCUUCAGGAGAUAUACACAUCAGAGUGACGUGUGGAGCUAUGGGGUGACAGUAUGGGAAAUGAUGUCACAUGGAGCUGAGCCAUACACCGCCAUGCAUCCACAUGAUGUGCCGAGUUUACUGGAGAAAGGAGAGCGAUUGGCUCAACCACAGAUAUGCACAAUAGAUGUCUACAUGGUCAUGGUCAAGUGCUGGAUGAUUGAUGAGAAUGUAAGGCCUACAUUUAAAGAACUGGCUAGUGAAUUUACACGUAUGGCAAGGGAUCCACCUCGGUAUCUUGUAGUGAUGCCUUCUCAGAGUAGUACUGGCGCCAAUGAAAGCCACCAACGGUACAUUAAAGUGCCUCAUUUAGAGGAAGACAUGGAAGAAGAUGACGACAAGGUUUUGGAGGAGGGCUUUGCCACACCUCCCCUCCACCUGUCACCAGCUAGAAGUCAUUCUCGCCUCCGUAUGGCCUCCUACAAGGGCACCCAAGACCACAUUACUCCAGUAGGAUAUCUGCCCAUGACCCCCGGCCAAGGGGACGAACCUAGACAGGUCAGAGCCCAUAGGAGGAAGACUGGCUCAGUGAGGACCGAGUCAGAGUGCUCAGAGUGUAGAGGGACCGUCGUGGACAUGGAAAUGGCUGAACUCACUUCUCAAACAGGUAGCCUUCGCAGGGGUCGCAGUCAUAUGGACAGCGCUUACAUAUCUACCAGUGUGUCUUUGGCCUCAGACCAAUUCACACCAGGUGUGGAGGGCGUAGAUGAGGAUCAUAAUGGAUAUAUGCUGCCAACAGUCACCCGCAACCGAGACAGAGGUUCCAGAAGCACUCUUCUUCAUGGCAGGAAAUCAAGAGGCUCCAGGAGUGCUCUUGCACCUUUAAUACCAAAAACAGACACCACACAAGAGUAUGAGCUAAUGAGUAAACAGUCUCUUUGGUUUUCUCCUCCACCCACAGAAACCACUGAAAGUUCAGCUGUACUGAGUAAAUCAUCUUCUGCUGCCUCACCUUAUACUUGCAGUGGUAGCAUUUUACCACAGAACCGAGACUCCAGUCAGGGCACCACUACCCCUGAUGGGGACAGCCAGAAGUCUGCAUCUUUUGAGGAAAGUCAGAUUCCAGCAGCAGCAUCUAAUGAAGGAAACCAGUCUGAAAGGUAUUCAUCUGAGUGCAUUGCUGAAAAAGGAGAGCCCACAGAGGAGAGGCAGCCACAAGAGGCAGUAGUGGAGUAUGAAUACAUGGACAUACAUACAGAGCCUGUUCCAGAAUGCCAGCAAAACACUGAGAGUGCAGCAAACUCAGGUGAGAGGGUAAGGAAUCCAGAGGAGCUGGAGAAUGGCAUCAGAGAAGCAGUUUACCAAAAUGUCAGUGAGCUGCCUAGGUUGAGAGCAACACUGGGUACGAGAUAUCAGGGAUAUGAAGAUUCUGAUGGCUCUUUAGGGAACAAUGAGUAUGUGGACAUGAAGGAAUCUGGGAGAACUAACUCUGAUGGAGAUCAGACAGAGUAUCAGAACAUUCCGGUAAAGGGAAGGCAAGUUGUGGGUGUAGAGUCUCAAAGGACUAGUCUUAGAUCCUACAUGAAAGUGUGCACUGGAGUGGAGGAGCACACUACUUCAUUUGAUAACCCAGACUACUGGCACAGUAGACUCUUCUACAAGCAGGAUGCUGUAUGCACAUAAUUACUGAAGUAAAAAUUUCAAUUUACUAACACAAACAAGGUGAUGAAUGAACAAUGCAAACAGACAGGACUUGCAUACCCAGCAUUUAUCUCAGGACAGCCACAGGCUGUUCAUUUUAAGUCUAGGCCUUCAGUGCGAUUCAUGCCAUUAAGAAAACACAGUUUCACAAUUAAUCAUACAUUACGUGGCUGUCAACUAAUAAUAACAAUUGACAUUUUAAAAACACGUCCAUGCACGAAAGCCAGAACUUGAAACGACAAUUAAUGCUCAAGCAAGCCUAGUUUUAACUGCAGCAUGACUGUUUUGUGAAAUGAAUGUCAAAAAUCAUAUUUUUGUGAGUACACAUUUAUGCUGUGUUCCAGUCACAUUGGAUGAGGGAUAUUCCUAUUGAUAUCUCUGAUAAUGAAUGCAUUCCAUUCUCCAAUAUUCAGAACUGCAACCGUUAGAUUAGCAGGGGUUUGACUGUCAUUAGAGAUGUCUCCUACCAACCCAACUGAUAAACAAGGCUGCAGCACUACCAUUUGUGCUUCAGGUGUACAAUUAUCAACAGAAAUUAUAAUGUUUUAUACACCUGUUCCUGCAGCCAUUUGUUAAACAAGCUUUAAUAUCAUGUAAUGCAGAAACAAACUAAUUUAUUGAAUUACUUAAUAAAGUGAAUGUUUAUCACUUUGUAUAUCUCCAGUGUCGACAUAUUUAUGUGACAUCAUGCACCUGCAUCUCUGUGAAAUCAGAGUUGAGAAUUUCUGCACGAGCCAACAAGUUGUAAUUCUGACUUCAAGAUGCAUUCCAUUGCACUUUUCCUAGUAGGAAGUUGUAAAAUCCAAAGUUAGACUACUUCUCAAAACUUGAUCUGACACUGAAUUGUCAAGCAGCCUAAUUUAAACUUAGAAAUCUCCUGCUGUUGCUUUAACAAUACAAAAAGCCUUUACCAAUUUAUUUGAAGUGAAAAUCAGUCCUCCUUUCCUGUUUAAUAAAUUAAACAUUCACACGAUCAUGCAGAACAUCUCGUGUUUUUAAAUCCAUAAGGAUCUCUAUCUCAAUGUCGAUAGCAGCAGUGAUGAUGAUAUGGUGCUCUUUGCUUUCAAAUUACAUACAUCACUUAAAGCGUGAUUGCGUCACUCAAGGCCAGCUAGAAGGCUUCGACCGGGACAUAUCCUAAAGAUCAAACCCACUAAGAACAAAUAAAUCAAUCUAAUUGGCUGAUGAAUCUGACAAUCUGACAUUAGUUGCUCAUUCAUUUGCACUGUUGAGGGAUUCUGUGGAAAUUCUGAAGGCCUGACGGUGUGGAUGGUACACACAUUAGUCACACUUUGCUUGUAAGCAUCAAGGAAUAAAUUCUGACUGGAUAAACUUUUUGUUUUUAUCUGUUUGUUUGUAGAUUAAAUUAAGAGUGGGAAGCAAUUCAAAAUACAUAGGCAAAAAGGUGAUUGAGAAUGAAAGGAUGAAAAAUAUUUAUUUAUUUGGCAUGUUAGGCCAGCAACGAAGGCUUUGCUGGCCCUGAGAAAUAUCCUCUGUCUCAGGACAUACUGUAUAUCAAUUCUAACAUGUGUUGGUCCAUUGCCAGUGAAUUAAAAUGCAAUAGGCUCAUUCAUUAUAGUAUAAAAUGACUUGUAUUGGCAAAGAUUGGCCUACCUCUUCUUGUUUGUCUAUGAAGUCCAACUCAUAUGAUUUUAUAAGAUAAUUAUUUUUUUAACUCAAAGAGAAACCAUUGUAUGUAAAACGUUCUUGUAUUUUUUUAUUUUAUCAGUAAAUAAAGUAAUCUUUCCAAGUAUUACUGAUGGUUUACUGAAGUGGUUAUCUCUUCAAUUGUUUCUGGGAUGGGUACAAAGAAAAUGUAGGGGAGCAAUGCCCACCCCCUCACACAGACCUAGCCAUGUUGAUAUCAACCAGCAGUUCCAAAACUUUUCAGAGCACGUACAUUCUUGUCCCAAGUGACUACUAGAAUAAUUCAGGGGGUUUCAAAUGGUCUGG
Xyrauchen texanus (razorback sucker) is the source of this 6646-nucleotide messenger RNA. RefSeq names its product receptor tyrosine-protein kinase erbB-3-like. Bases 341 to 4675 code for a protein of 1444 amino acids. Gene Ontology annotation, molecular function: protein tyrosine kinase activity; neuregulin receptor activity; neuregulin binding. Gene Ontology annotation, cellular component: signaling receptor complex; basal plasma membrane. Lineage: Eukaryota; Metazoa; Chordata; Actinopteri; Cypriniformes; Catostomidae. The transcript is spliced from 28 exons. The record is from RefSeq and is a predicted model, not a curated record. Gene Ontology annotation, biological process: cell surface receptor protein tyrosine kinase signaling pathway; multicellular organism development; positive regulation of kinase activity.